CAAGUUUGCGUGUCUCUCUCUCUCCCCGUGGUCGCGUGGAUUUUUUCUUCCAGGUCCUCCGGAUUUUUUCCUCCACGCUUAGAAUCAACGUAUGUUUAGAGUAUUUGACUGCCGUUAUACAUUCACACAUCAUCCACUUCAUUGAGCUAUCAUUUGUGAUAGCCAGGUAGCUACGGAAAAAUCGUCAUAUAGCCCAUUGGGCCUGACCUGAUAAAAUACAUUUGUUUUAAAUCGUCUAGUUUAGAUCUCCGCUUGAAUCCCACACGAAGCCGAACUCUCGUUAAUAAUGGAAUCCAUGACCAAAAAAUGCCAAUUCGGCAGGAUCCUCCUGGAAACAAGGGUCUUGAGACUCGAUGGAGGUGUUCUUGACGAAUUUAUGGUGCAUUGAUGAAGUUUUCAAAAUAACACGGAAGGCUGAAAACAAAGACACAUGGCGAACAAAUUAACGGAUAGAUGAACACAUUGAUCAUGCAUCAAACAAGUAAUACAAUCCUCGAAUUUAUUCAUUAGUUUUUUUAUAUCAACAUUCAUUCGUCAUUCCCCAAUUUAUUCCUCGUCCCAUGAGCUCCGCGCGAUUUGGUGACAUUUGAACGACGAAAAUGACGUCAACGAUAAGGUCGGAGUGCCGGUGACGUCACAGCAGCGAUCCUCCAAUUAGAGUGCGGCAUUUAGUAAUUCCCUCGGUCCAUUGAAUGUGGAGCUUACCUUUGGAGCAAACCAUUUCUGGCAUACGCGGAAGGGAAGUAAGAAGCAGACAAAGCAACUAUCGCAAGCUAAAACCAUGGAGACGCCCAAUAGUUACGCAAUUUUGCGUGCGGUAAUAUUGGUUAAAGAUAUAAAAUAAUAAUAGUUAUUGACCCGAAGCAAUAUUUUGUUGACAUAAGGUAUUAUUGAGCAACGCCUCCCCCCUAAGGUUAAGGCUAUUUUUAGCUGCACCGGCUCGCCUUUAUAAAGGGUGGUGAGUGGCCGAUGUUCUACUCGCGACUGAACUCAGUUGCUGGAAUAAAGGUAGUCACAUAAAUAAUAAAGAUAGUCGCAUAAAUAAUAAAGAUAGUCUUCGUAUUUGGACAGUGGACUUAUCGAGCGCAACGGUGGAGUGAAGCAGAACCUCGGAGCCAGUCUCCGUUAUCGCUUUCUUCCAACCGAGAUUUUUCAUACCUCACCGUAUUCGCCGUCGUCGCCUAGAAGCCACUACCGGGAGAGGAUAGCCCUGGGCGGCGCCGCUCCCAGCAAUGAUGGCGGCGGGCUCGGUGCCCAACGAGAACCUCCCCACGUACAAGCUGGUGGUGGUGGGCGACGGCGGCGUGGGCAAGAGCGCCCUCACCAUCCAGUUCUUCCAGAAGAUCUUCGUGGCUGACUACGACCCGACCAUCGAGGACUCGUACCUCAAGCACACGGAGAUCGACGGCCAGUGGGCCAUCCUUGACGUGCUGGACACAGCCGGACAGGAGGAGUUCAGCGCCAUGCGCGAGCAGUACAUGCGCACGGGCGACGGCUUCCUCAUCGUCUACUCCGUCACUGACCGCACCAGCUUCGAGCACAUCGACAAGUUCCACCAGCUCAUCCUGCGCGUCAAGGACAAGGACUCAUUCCCCAUGGUGCUGGUGGCUAACAAGGUGGACCUGCUGCACCUUCGCAAGAUCUCGUCCGAGCAGGGCCGCGACAUGGCGGCCAAGUACAACAUCCCGUACAUCGAGACGAGCGCCAAGGACCCGCCGCUGAACGUCGACCAGGCCUUCCACGAGCUCGUGCGGGUCAUCCGGGAGCAGGUUCCAGAGAAGAAGAACAAGAAGAGGGAGAAGUGGCGGAGAGAGAGGACUCCCAGCGUGCAGUGCCAUUGCAUGCUCAUGUGACGCCCUCAUUCCUCCGUGCACCCGUACACAUCUGGCACGCACACGCACGCACAGACGCGUGUGCACUUGCAUUGUUGUGGUCAGCCUUGUCAGGACUCAUUUCCCAUCUCGCCCGUUCCCCACUGAGGCCAAUAUCGCCCAUGAUACCAAACCCCCUCUCCCCUCCCAUUACAGUACACCACGUCUUCGCGAUGGGACUGCGAAGCGCGGAUUUGUUGCAGCGGGGUUUGUGAAAUGUAAAGCGGGCGGGCGGGCGGGCGGGCGGGUUGGCGGGCGCUCGCAAGUGCGGCGAUCGUGGUGGGUGUACGCGAAAGUGGUGGGCGUAAUCGACGGGCGGACGAACCUGUGGACGACGCGAGCGUCGGCGGUCGAGUCUGGUUCUGGGGGUGGGGGGACGGGGCGUGGCGCAGGGUUUGGGAGAGUGUGGCGUGGGCUAUCCACUGUGUGCAGCCCCAUGGGUCGACGAGUCUGACGCCUAGGCGCCGGGCUAUGUAGAAGAGACAUUUUAUUUCGUUGCAGCGGGGUGGGAGGGCCCGUGCCAAUCACGGUCGGCGACUCGCGAAAGAUCGUGCUGGCUUGCGGCGCGCACCCCCCCCUUCUCAAGCGCCUUUCUACGCUACUCAGCGACGUGCAUUUUUCCACCCCCCCCCCCGUUAACUUAUCGUUUUGAAACGUGGCAAGUAAUUGUACUUUUACCAUUGCAAGGAUUUUUCUGCGAGCCAUUGCAAGGAUUUUUCUGCGAGCAGCGCACUUUCAUGGUUUUAUUCGAUGCCAUGUUGGAGGGCAUGGAGAGAAAGCCGCAGUGGGGAGAAACGGUUUGUUUUGAGAAUUGUGCGUAGAAUGUGAUUGUGUCGUUAUUUGUUUUGUAGUUGAAUUGUCCUUUUUACAAGAACAACACUAAACAGUGCCUCCCGAAAAGAGCUGCUUAACCAACGUCGCACGAAUGACCGGUGAUCUUCAGACUGAAGGUAAUUGAGUUUGUGUUAAGAAAACCACAACUCCCUUUGCGACUCAAUAUUAGCCAAGACAUUGGAAAACCUUUUUUUUUGUUGUUGUUGCCAAAACCAGGUGGGGCAGAGCGAAUGUUAAAUAUGUGAUGCCUUUUUGUAAGUCCAGUAAUAUACCGUUGUGUUUCAUUAUCGUGGCACCAAUCCCAUCGUUUGGGCAGAGCGUUGGCGCAGUGGUUAGUGCAUAUCACUAUAAGCCUGGCAAGCAGAGUUCGUUUCCUGGAAAUUCGAUGGUGAAUGCAAUCUGACCCCAGUCCACACUCACCAGUAUUAUGAAGUAGAGGUCGUUUAAGCAAUGACCAACAACACGGCGUGGGGAAGGCCUCAUCCAGCAGUGGGUUGACAACGGUCUCUAAAAUUACAUAUCAAAAUGUAAAAUGCCCCAAGUUUGAUUCCUGGCCACAACCAAUUAGCCAGGCUUUAGUGGCCUUUUAAUAUUGAGGUGAGGGUUGGUGGGGGGGUCGCACUAACUCCGGAGUGGGGACGUCGAGGUGCUGCUAUGCCUUGGCUUUGCCAGGAGAAUGCGGUACAGAAAAAAAUAUGGACUCCACAGGUUAAGUCCGUGUGGGAUAGAGCGUUUCCCCUUCGCGUGCGUGGGUUUUCUCCAAGCGCUCUGGUUUCUUCCCACAUGUAAAGCACUCAUUAAUUCGCCAAUAACACCUUAACAUACAGAGGACCCGCAGAGCUUGGGCAAUCAUUGGCGCCUGCUCUCCACGUGGUCUCCUUCCCGCUACUGCGGCUCCUCGCGUCUCUCGAGUCGUUCGCGCUCUUUCCAAGCGCGAGCAGAGGGUGCGCGCGUUACAAGUUUAAAUGGAAAAAAAAUCGCGCAACUUAUUCGAAUGUCCGUGGCCAGUGAUAUCUGAACCGUUUCUGGGCCCCUGCUUCACCCCGCACUGACCUGCGCGGUGAAGUAUGGUCAAACAAAUUCCCACGGUCGACACGGCGGUGGGGAAAAGGGGGGGGGGGGCCCUUCGCACAGUGGGAUUGGCAAAAGGCUGUGAGAUGAAUACAAAAUAGGAAGCUAUUUGAAAGUUUGGUUAUUCGCUACCCUUUGUGAAAGAGGUUAGCCGUGCCUCGCAAAGUUCUCCGUUUGCUAAGUGAAGGACUUUUACAUUGAAUGUAAACGUUUAGGAGAGCGACUGCUGUGUGUGGGUCUGCGUGGCCCAAUCGGCUUCUUCACUCUCCCGUCUUGUAAACCACUGCAGCCUGUUCACCGUUGAACACAAGUCGGUCGGUUAUGGCAGUAAUCACUACAUGCAGGGCAAAAAUGCAUUUGCUGUCUAAGAAGUUUUAACAAUAAAAGAAAGGUGAAUUUGU
Molecule: messenger RNA, 4177 nt
Organism: Petromyzon marinus (sea lamprey)
Lineage: Eukaryota; Metazoa; Chordata; Hyperoartia; Petromyzontiformes; Petromyzontidae
Product: ras-related protein M-Ras-like
Biological process (GO): signal transduction
Cellular component (GO): membrane
Molecular function (GO): GTPase activity; GTP binding
Source: RefSeq, a predicted model, not a curated record